Molecule: messenger RNA, 1929 nt
Organism: Danaus chrysippus (African queen)
Lineage: Eukaryota; Metazoa; Arthropoda; Insecta; Lepidoptera; Nymphalidae
Source: the annotation of a GenBank genome assembly
AUGUCUGCUGCGGGUGAAAGUGGUAUUCCAGAAGAGGGACGUGGCACAACAUAUUACUUCUCAAAGAGUCGGUCUAAUGCUACAAUAUGGCAGAGAUUCUGUCUCUUCUUUUCAAUUUAUUGGAAGUCUGUUCUCGUCGUUUUGACUCCAAUAGUUUUACUGCCCUUACCCAUCUUGAAUACUGGAUCUGAGUUUGCUCGUGCAUACCGCUGUAUGUAUGUGGUGUUAAUAAUGGCUACGUAUUGGGUGUUGGAGCUACUGCCUCUUCCGGUUACUGCCAUGUUGCCGAUCGUGCUGUUCCCAACUAUGGGAAUACUGGAUUCUGAUCGCACUUGUGCCGCUUACAUGAGAGAAACGAACAUGAUGUUCAUGGGUGGAUUGAUGAUAGCUGCUGGCGUGCAGCACUCGAAGCUGCCCAAGAGGGUGGCCUUGUGGACAGUGCAGGUUGUUGGCUGUUCCCACAGACGUUUAAACUUCGGUCUAACUUUCGUGACGAUGUUCAUAUCAAUGUGGGUUUCAAAUGCAGCGGCUACGACUAUGAUGGUACCCAUGGUUGAAGCUAUACUAGAGGUUUUAGAACAGCAAGGAUUUGGUGAAGUGUAUAUCAACAAGAAGAAAGCACUUGCUGAGAACGGAAGCACUGUUAAGACUGAUAAGAAUACAGAAGAAGAGCCUCCUGUACCUAGUGACACAACCAUCUGUUACUACCUGAGCAUCGCAUAUGCCUCUACUCUUGGUGGAUGUGGAACGCUUGUUGGAACAGCCACCAACUCAGCUUUCAAGGGGAUUUUUGACUCGGAGUUUCCAGAAAUAUCAGGUGCAGUAGACUUCUUUUGGUUUAUGGCAUAUAGCACUCCUCCGAUGCUGUUAAUGCAGAUUCUUGUAUGGUUGUCACUACAAGUGACAUACAUGGGUAUGUUCAGGCCUAAUAGCGAGGCUGCUAAAAGGGCUUCACAGGCUUCAGGUGGGUCGGAGACAACUAUGAACAUUAUAAGACAACAAUACAAGGGACUCGGACCAGUCACCUUCCAUGAAAAGGCUUCAGGUACAUUAUUCAUCCUCGCUGUAUUCCUGUACAUCUUCAGAAAGCCGGGAUUCAUGUUGGGAUGGGCCGAUGUCAUUACAUCCAUGAGAGUAAAGGAUGGUGUUGUGUCAAUUCUCAUUGUUAUCUUGAUGUUCAUUCUGCCCAUGUCAGUGGACUUCAUCAAGUUCUUCACAACUAAUGCAUCAUACGAAGAGUUGGCUGCCUCAAAACCUUCCACAGGAAUUGUUACAUGGAAUAUUCUGAAGGAAAAGAUUCCUUGGGGUCUGCUUUUCUUGUUGGGUGGAGGUUUCGCGCUAGCGGAAGGCAGUAAGGCGACGGGUCUCUCAUCUAUGAUCGGGUCUUCGUUGACUGGUCUACAUGGUCUUCCGCCAGCAGUAGUUCUACUCGUAGUAGUUUUGGUCACACAGUUCAUCACUGAAUUCACAUCCAAUGUGGCCAUCGCUAAUCUUAUACUGCCAGUGCUAGCCAAUAUGGCUCGUACUCUGGAAAUGGAUCCUCGCUACUUAAUGGUCCCAGCGACACUGGCUUGUUCUAUGGCUUUCCACAUGCCUGUGGGAACUCCUCCCAACGCUAUAGUGGCGGGUGUCGCACACAUACCUACUUCUAGAAUGGCUGUGGGUGGUAUCGGUCCUAAAAUAAUCACUACUCUCAUUGUAUGGGGUGCUUAUCCAACUUGGGGUUCGUUGAUCUUCAAGCCUGAAGAUAUUCUCGCUUUAGACUCUGGCCCGAGGGUCUCAACUAAGAACAUCAGCCUCAACUGUGCCGUCACCGCCAGUAACCUUAUGCCAAAUCACAUUUACAACUGCAGCAUGCCAGUAACUGGCAUAGCGAAUAAAACUCUAGCCUUACAGACUCAACAACAGUUACCACAACACGACUGGUAG